This is a messenger RNA of Adineta ricciae, 1917 nucleotides long. The record is from the annotation of a GenBank genome assembly. Lineage: Eukaryota; Metazoa; Rotifera; Eurotatoria; Adinetida; Adinetidae.
AUGUUUUCAAAACAUUCAUCGUUGAGUUGCUCGAAUCAGUCCUCACCAGAUCUCAAUCCAUGGCAAUAUCAACUGCGACUUGAUCAGAUAAAAGCCAAGAGACACUACGAUUGUUUUCCUGAAUAUCCUUACAAUACCGCAUUUGGUUCACUAUUAACUGGAUCGAAUUACACAGAUGCUAACUCACUAAUCAGGAACGACGAAUUUGCCUUGGAAGAACAACAUGUCAUUGUGCUUCUUUUAGAAAAACUUGUUGGUUUUCUCGAUGAAUUUUUAGUUUAUCUUUCAUCAAUGAUAUCGUAUGAACAAUUUCAAUCGUAUCUACAGUUGACGAAAAUCAAAGACAUCGCCGAACGUAUCUAUCAACUUCGUCUAAUGUUGCUUGCAGAGAUCGAUCGUAGUCCUGAAACCAUCGCCACUUUUGACAUCUCAUUGAUUCUUCGAGAACUUGCGUCACUUAUUCAUUGUUUGAGUGAACAACAACAACAACAAACAGAAAGAUGCUCUGAUCCAUCACCAAACAUCAUCUUCUCACAACUACUGAAUCGCUUGGAAAGAAUUCUUCAGUCGUGUAUGGAUUGCAUCAAUCGACGUUGCAAUCCUCAAUGUCACCAAUCGAUCGUACCCGAUGCAUCUCCAUGUAUGAACUCAAUUCAUACUAUCGAUAAUCCAAUGUCUAUUCCAUGGUCAGUUUUAAACCAAAUAGAGUCAUUGGGUGAAAGUGAUAAUGUUUUCGGUUUGGUAUUUGGAAUUAAAGAUGAGAAAGUUCGUCGAAAGCUAGGAUAUCAUGGUAGUAAACAGAAACCGGCAAGCCGAUCGAGAUGCUUAUCGAAUAAAAAGAAAAAUCAACGAUCUCAAAAAAUUUUCGUGCAUGACGAAGUCUCCCCUAUUGAUAAUAAGUAUCAAAAAGUGACAAAAUCAUUCAAAAAUCGAUCCUCGCCGUCACAACCAGCGAGACUUAACAUCACUGCAUCGAGAACAAGCAAAAGGAAAACUCGACAACCAUCAGCAAAUUCAGUCUCUGUACACGAGCCCGACAGUAUGAGUGAUAGCUAUACUAUAUCGCCACAACAAUCUAUACAACUUAACUCUAUCUAUGAUCGUUUGAUGGGAUCGACCAGUAAUGAACGAUUGUCGCCUCGUGUUGAAGAUUUACCUGCUUCGACAUUGUCGAAUAAUAGUAUUUUACGUCGUACAUCUUCCCAUCUGAAUGAAAAACAAUCUAGUUCGUACAAGAACAGUAAAACAGAAACUUCAAAUUUAUCACCAGCUUUGAACAAAUCAGUGAGCAUCAAUCGUUCUCGAGAAAUGCUUCAAUCCGAAACCAAUGUGAAAGACGCAAGAAAUACUUCAAAUACUUUACAGAACGAUGAUGAGCAAAAUCUUAGCCAAAUAAACGCUGGUUAUGUUGAUUCGUCUGCACGGUCUGUAUCGAAAAGAAACAUUUUGUAUGACGAGAACAUGUCAUACAAAAGUUCUCCUCUAUCAAUGAGAUCGUUAAAACUGACAAAAAACGAUCUACUCAAAUCGAGUAGCAUUGAUCCGGGACUAAGUAACCAACAGGCAGUGAACGAAAGUAUCAAUAGAUUUUAUUCGUAUAAUUCUUCGAAUUAUCAAAUUCCUACUUCGCCGAACAUUCAACUGGCUACUCAUACUCUUGCAGAUAAUAUUUCGUCAUUCAAAGUUAUCGAAGGGCCACGCAGUGCAGAAGGAGAAAUAAAGAUUAGAGAUACUCUCACUAAUGAAAACGAUGAACCGUUAACUCCUUAUGUUAAUUCCAUGAGUACCCAUCAACAACAGAGCACAAGUGCAAUAGAUGAGAAGAACGCUUCGUCGUAUGUGCUUCAAUUUCCAAUGAAAAAACAAGGGUAUUGGAGGAAGUUCAUGAGUUGUAUUCGACGAACAAUAGCCAAAUGA